CUUCGACAGAUGCGGAACAGUUCACAAAAGCCGUGGCAAUCGGCGGCGUUGUUGAUAAGAUUACAAUUCGAGAUUAAAAAUCCCGUAAAAUUCACGAAUGAAACACGUACCCGUACACGUAGCCAAAACAACACUUGUGACGUCACUUCGGGGGGUCUCGCGAUGUGGCAACGAUUUCACGAGCAAGAAAGUCUUUCCGUGAAAAACUAUUUUCAAGACACUCCAUUCCUCAAUUUGCUGCAAAAAGGCGCAAAAAAAGGUAAACAAUCAAGUCAAAAACGCGAAAAUGCCGGCGCAAGCGAACGAAAUCGAUAUCACGCGCAGAUUUAUUAAAAUGCGACUUUUACGCGAUCGUGCUUCGUUUCGUGGGUUUGAGGAGGAACGGAAGCAUAUUCACGAUCUUCUGCUACGUACGGCCAACAGCGGGGAAUCGAACAGCGCGCUUCUGCUCGGACGAAGAGGAUCUGGAAAAACCACGCUGCUCACUUCCGUCCUGGCGGAGCUGCUGCCUUUGAAAUCGUUUCACGAAAACACGCUGCUCGUGUAUCUGAACGGUCUCAUACACACCGACGAUCGGCAGGCUCUGAAAUCCAUCACGGUCCAGAUGAAACUGGAGAAUGCCGUCGAUGGAAAGGUGUUUGGUUCGUUCGCCGAAAACUUGGCCUUUCUGCUGGAUUGCCUCAAGUCGGGCAACCGAAAAACCUCGAAGAGCGUCAUCUAUCUGCUGGAGGAGUUCGAUCUGUUCUGUUCGCACCACAACCAAACCCUGCUGUACAAUCUGUUCGACGUGGCCCAAUCCGCACAGGCGCCGAUCUGCGUAAUCGGCGUAACGGCGCGGAUGGAUGUGGUCGAGCUGCUGGAGAAGCGGGUCAAAUCCCGGUUCUCUCAUCGGCAGAUCUUUCUUCAUCCGCCGGAGGACGCGUUCCAGGAACGGUUGGCUUUGUUCGAGGAGCUACUGAAACUACCGACCGAAAAGGAUGUGGCCAAGUUUGAUGAAACACACCCGCUGAUCCCGCAGGACAUCGUAGAGGAGAACGAGGAAAUGAUGCUACUGCGCAACUUGUUCAAUCCCCGCGAGUUCAGCUUCUCCGCUAAAUGGGUUAAACAGUGGAACCGCCAGAUUGCCGCGCUGGUCAAAACCCCGGGCGUAUGUAAGGUGCUACAGAACAUGUACGAUUACGACGUAGUCGAGGGCUCAUUCCGUAUGCUGCUGGUGGAGCUGGUCAAUGAGCUGGACGAAGAGCAUCCCGCAAUCACUUGCGAAUCGAUUCAGCAGCUGGGUAAAGAUUACGAAUCCGACGAUAAGGUGGCCCUGCUGGAGGGGCUGACGGCGCUCGAAAUUUGUCUCCUCAUCUCCAUGAAGCACCAUUCGGAAAUAUACGAUCGGGAUCCAUUCAACUUCGAGAUGAUCCUGACGCGAUUCAACAAGUUUGCAAAUUCUAGCUCCACGAUGCAAGGCAUACCUCGGGGGGUUGCUCUGAAGGGUUACGAGCAUCUGAAGGCACUCGAGAUGAUUGUUCCGGUACCGGGCAUCGCUGGAUCCUCGAAGGGGCAGAAAGAGUUUCAGCUCCAUCGGCUACUGCUAACGUUCGGACAGAUCACAAAGGCCGUUCAGCGUAUGGCCUUUCUGCCGACAGAGAUCACGCAAUGGGCACAGAGUUCUGUGGCAUGAAAGACUGAAAGGGUGAUUUCUUGUGUUAUUUAUUCUUUGUGCACACGAACCACUUACUGCCAUCCAUGAUAUUUUCUUCUU
This is a messenger RNA of Anopheles darlingi, 1753 nucleotides long. RefSeq names its product origin recognition complex subunit 4 (gene Orc4). The record is from RefSeq and is a predicted model, not a curated record. Lineage: Eukaryota; Metazoa; Arthropoda; Insecta; Diptera; Culicidae. Gene Ontology annotation, molecular function: ATP hydrolysis activity; ATP binding; DNA replication origin binding. Bases 287 to 1672 code for a protein of 461 amino acids. The transcript has 2 exons. Gene Ontology annotation, biological process: DNA replication; DNA replication initiation. Gene Ontology annotation, cellular component: nucleus; nuclear origin of replication recognition complex.